This is a messenger RNA of Funneliformis caledonium, 4533 nucleotides long. The record is from the annotation of a GenBank genome assembly. Lineage: Eukaryota; Fungi; Glomeromycota; Glomeromycetes; Glomerales; Glomeraceae.
AUGUCGAUACCACAACUUUUGAGUAGAGAUCCGAACGAAGAUUCGGAAUAUUCAUAUUCAAAAUCACAAAAUAAUUCUGGCGGUGUACGUGAAGAUGAUGUAUACGGUAGAAUAUCAACAAUAGCGCAAACAACAACAGAUAGCACCGAUGAUAAAGAUAGUGCUGCUACAGUAACUGAUGUCCGAGAUUCAGGACAUUCAGGAGAUACAACCGAAGAAGAACUUAAUCUUCCGCCAUCACGAAAACUUUCAGACCAAAAGUCCGGUUUAGUAGUGAAAUUAAAAACAAUUCAAAUCCCUGUACAAACGCAAAAAAUUACGUCACGAAUAUCACAAGAUCAAGAAUCGACUAAUGCUACAAAAGUCACUCAGGCAUCUCAAAUUGCGAAGCCCAAAUCUACUCGUGGUCGUAGAGCAGCAAGUUCUUCAUCAGUAGGUUCAGUAUCACAGUCUUCUCAAGUUCAAAAGCCUACAAAAGGUACGCGAGCACGUAGAACGGCAAGUUCUUCAUCCAUCGGUUCAGCCUCUCAGGCUUCUCAUGCUACUAAACCUGUAAAAAUAACUCGGAUUCAUAGAACUGCUAGUUCCUCUUCUAUUGGUUCAGUAUCACAGGCAUCUCAAGCGCAAGAGGUUACCUCUCAGUCGAAGCAAAAAAUUCAACAGAAUCAGAAAAAUAAGCAACAACGUUAUUCCGCUAAUUCUAAGCAACCAGGCAAAUUAGAACCUUCUUUAUCGUCACGUUCAAACAAGAAUAGUCUGACCCAACACAAAGACAUCGGGCAUACUUUUGGUUCGUCAACAAUGACUGCUGCGGAGUUGAAAUCUAAAUUUGCAUUGGCGGAAUCAAGUAGUGGUUCUUCAAGUAACAGUGAUAAAAGUGACCUUGAUGAUAGCUCGGAUUCUAGCCUAGAAAAUGAGUAUAGUGAAGAUGUUGUGAAAUAUAUGGUGCAAUUACAUCAGCGUACCAAACGUACUAUAGAUGCUUAUGAAAAAAGAUGUAGAGCAAAGAGAGAAAAGUUGCGCAAGAGAUUCUUAUUUCGUAAUAGUAACCGCAAAGAUAUCGUUAAGUCAUUGGGGACAGAGAAUAACAAGAAAAGACGAAGGCGAAUUUCACGCAAAGUCAAGAAGAUUGAUUCACGAUAUUCCAGGAAACAUGAAUAUGAUAGCGAAACCGAAGAGCAAAGGCGCGAAACUCUUUCUUUAAAGAUUCUGAAACAAAAGGAAGCAUAUGAGCUCGAGGAACGAAGAAGAAUAUGGAAAGAUAUCGUCCGCAAUGCAAUACCAAGAGUACAUAAGAUUGUAAAUCAAUCUAUAACCUUUCGAACAAACAAUGCUCGCAAGAUUGCUCAGAUUUGUCAGAAGGAAGCUCGUAAAGCUACUACCAAAUGUUAUAGAUCUCCAAAAGAUAUUCAAACUAAGGCUAAACAGGCAAUGCGACAGAUGCUUAUGUUUUGGAAACGUAAUGAAAAAGAAGAACGCGAAUUGCGCAAAAAGGCUGAGAAGGAAGCCUUGGAAAAGAUGAGAAUCGAGGAGGAAUUGCGAGAAGCUAAAAGACAAGCGCGUAAACUCAAUUUCCUCAUCACACAAACCGAACUAUAUAGUCAUUUUGUCGGCAAAAAAAUAAAUACUGAUGAUGAUCGUGGAGAGUCUUCUUUAUCCGUCGUUGUUGCAACCAGCACUCAAGAUCCCGAAUUUUCAUCUGAUGAUCUCAAUAAUUACACUGAAAUCGACGUUGAUAUAGACUCUAUGCCAGCCACUUCAUUCAAGGAUAUCAACUUUGACGAAGAGGAUGAUAAUACACUUGUAGCGAAAGCCCGUGCUAGCGCCAAGAAUGCCCUUGCGCAAGUUAAGGAACAUACCAAGAUUUUUGAUGGUGAAAGAAAAACUCAACAUGCAGAUAUAUCCUUAUCUAAUAAGGAUUUGGAUCAUAUGAACUUCCAAAAUCCUUCAAGUAUGCCGUCGGGCGCAGAGAUCAAGCAACCUUCUUUACUUGCUAAAGGUUUGGGGAAAACGGUCCAAUCUAUAUCAUUGAUGGCACAUCUUGCAGAAACACAUAAUAUUUGGGGACCGUUUUUAGUUAUUGCUCCAGCAUCAACCCUUCAUAAUUGGCAAAAAGAAAUUUCCGAGUUUCUUCCUAGCUUCAAGACAUUACCAUAUUGGGGCAAUCCUAAAGAUCGAAAUGUACUGCGGAAAACUUUGAAUAAAAAGAAUAUGAUUUUCAAUGCUGAUGCGCCUUUCCAUGUCGUAAUUACAAGCUAUCAACUGAUUGUUCAAGAUAAGGCGAAUUUCGAGAGAACCAAAUGGCAAUACAUGAUUUUAGAUGAAGCACAAGCUAUCAAGAGCUCUUCGAGUGCUCGAUGGAAAACAUUACUAGGCUUUCAAUGUCGCAAUCGACUCUUGUUAACUGGUACACCAAUACAAAAUAGUAUGCAGGAAUUAUGGGCGCUUCUACAUUUUAUUAUGCCAACGCUUUUUGAUUCUCAUCAAGAGUUUAGUGAGUGGUUCUCUAAAGAUAUCGAAAGUCAUGCUGAGAACAAAGGGUCUCUAAACGAACAUCAACUUAAGCGACUGCAUAUGAUUUUAAAACCUUUCAUGUUACGUCGUGUUAAGAAGAACGUUCAGAAUGAACUUGGUGAUAAAAUUGAGAGAGAAGUAUAUUGUAAAUUGACCGCAAGACAACGAAUGCUAUAUCGUGGAUUGCGGGAGAAGAUUUCUGUAUCCGAACUAUUGGAAAAGGCUGCUACAUUACCCGAUAAUGACAGUGUUGAUAGCUUGAUGAAUUUGGUUAUGCAAUUCCGUAAGGUUUGCAACCAUCCAGAAUUGUUUGAAAGGGCAGACGUUGUAGCACCUUUUUCCUUCUGUAAAUUCAGUUUAACUUGGAUGAUAUCGCGCGAAGGAGAUAAUUUAUACCUUCCUUACUCGACAAAAAACAUGAUCAAAUAUGAGAUUCCAAAAACGUUAUAUCGACAUGGUGGUAUUUUGUAUGUUCCCAGCUAUAAUUCUAAUACGGGAUCUCGAACUAAAAUACUUGAUCACUUGAUGAAUAUCUGGCAGCCAGAUUAUAUAAAUGAGUCCUUUUACGAUGAAAGCAACUCUUUCGCUUUCCUGAAGUUUAUGGAUACUACUCCUUCAGACGUAUCACGAAUUUUCUUCGGCCAUAUGAUAAAAAGAUGGGUGAUGCAUCUUUUACAAAGGACAAGACGUUCGCGAAGAAAAUUUUACUUGAAUCAGGAUGACGCAAGAUAUCCAAACGCGCCAGUUAAUACUUAUGCUCGUCUUUUGAUCACAGAAACAUCGUCAAAUAUCUCUCUUAUAAAUGUUGAAGAAUCGUCUGCCUUGGGUAAUUUAACAAAUAUAUUUGCGAACUCGGCCCGGUAUGCGCUAGCUAUUCUAGAUCCUUGCUAUAUACCAAAGGUGAUUGCUCCACCCGUUGAGCCUAUCUGUCAUGACAAGUGUUUCUACAAUGAUCAAGAACGAAUUAUGUUCGACAAUUCAAUAAGAGCUACACUGAUUGGUGUUGAUCAAUUACUAAAUGAGAGAGACCGAGUUGCAAGUCCUAUUGGUCAAUUCUUAACAAGUUCCGGAAGAAAGGGUAUAAUUGGACGACCAUUAUUACGAGGCCAAGGCUUUUCAUACAUGCGUGUUCCCGCCGUGAAGAAAUUAAUCAUGGAUUCUGGAAAAUUAUUCAAACUUGAUAAACUUCUUGAAGAGCUUAAAGCCGGUGGACAUCGUGUUUUAAUUUAUUUCCAAAUGACACGUAUGAUAGACUUAAUGGAAGAAUACCUUUCAUAUCGCCAGUACAAGUAUUUAAGACUCGACGGUUCUUCCAAAAUUUCAGAUCGUCGCGAUAUGGUCGAAGAUUGGCAAACCAAGCCCGAUAUCUUCAUAUUCUUAUUAAGUACCCGCGCUGGUGGGCUUGGCAUAAACUUGACCGCAGCAGACACAGUCAUUUUUUACGACAGUGAUUGGAAUCCCACAGUUGACCAACAGGCUAUGGACCGUGCACAUCGUUUGGGUCAAACAAAACAAGUGACAGUAUAUAGGUUAAUAACAAAAGGGACGAUCGAAGAAAGGAUAUUACAACGGGCUAAACAAAAAGAUGAGAUUCAAAAGGUCGUUAUAUCUGGUGGUGAAUUCAAGCAAGUGGACUUCAAGCCGCGUGAAAUCGUGUCUUUGCUCCUCGAAGACGACGAACUCGAAGCUAAACUCCGUGAUCAACAAUUGAAACGCAAGAAUGAUGAAGAAGACACAAAGAAAAAGAGUCGUUCAAAUAAACGCAGAAAGAAGGACACGAAUUCCGCGACCAUCGUUGGUUCAUCAAAAAGCCUUGAAGAAUUAUGGCAUGAAGGGGAACCUCCAAUGGCGGAAACAGAAGGCAGCGGUGUUACAACACCAGCUUCCUCAGUUGGAGGAAAUAAAAGGAAGGCCAAGGCGGUCCCAAAGCCUGCGCCUGUUAAACGGCGUUCAACUAGGGCUACCCGUGGCACAAAGACUCAGGCACCUGUCUCUGAACCUAUGGAUGUUGAUUCGUAA